Molecule: messenger RNA, 745 nt
Organism: Lingula anatina
Lineage: Eukaryota; Metazoa; Brachiopoda; Lingulata; Lingulida; Lingulidae
Source: RefSeq, a predicted model, not a curated record
GAAAGCAGUACACUAUAUUGCAGCUGAAGAACCAUAUGAAUGUUUUUCUUUGUUUAACAACAUGGGUAUUUUCAAGUCAUACAGUAGUUACACAAGAAACAACGGUACUUAUUUGGAAUGGGUCAUGAAAAGAACCAAAGACGAAAUGGCUGAAGCGUAUCGCUUGCAUAAGAAACAACUUCAGCUGAUCCUUCUCAGCAGGAAUGAAUAUUCAACACCUGACAACCGACGUUUGAUUCUGAAAGAAUCCCUUCACAGCGCGUAUCUAGAGGCUUUAUUGGACGCUUAUCCGGAUGCUCUAUUUAUUCACACGUACCGGGAUCCGGUAGAAGUGGCGGCGUCCACUUGUUCUAACCUUGAACAUUUUAGACAGAGUAGCGGUUUUAAUUUAAAGGCAAUCGACAGGGAAGCAUUGGGGAAGGUAUUUCUUAAAGUUCCAUGGAGACACGGUGGGAGAGAAAUGUUAAAAUUCAGACAAGAGCACCCAGAAGAAGGGCACAGGUUUAUUGACAUUGAUUACAAGGAACUGGUAGCGUCACCAAUGACUGUCGUUAAGCGGAUAUACGAGAAAUUUGGACUAAGUUUAACCAAUCACGGGAGAGAGAGGAUGGAGAGAUAUGUUCUGGAAAACCCGCAAAACAAAUAUGGCCGCCAUAGAUAUGACCUGAAGAAUUAUGGUCUUACUGAGGAUGAAAUACGCGAACACUUUAAAGAAUAUAUCGGAUAUUUUGAUAUAAAGUGUUAG